AUACGACACCUCAUCAAACAUUUGAAUUAAACGUCUAUCAAUAUCGUGCAAAUUUAAUUAAAACUCUAUUCAAACACGUGUCGAUAAACUUUGGUUUAAUACGGAAACGUGAGGGUGCGAGAUUAAUGUUCGCGUGUGUGGUGUCAGACACACGGGGUUGGGUGGGUUGUUUGGCACUUGGCGACGAUAAAAGCAGUCAUUGCACCUUAAGACGCGCCUGGGGUAAGGUGCAGUAAUAGCUCACGAUGCAACGUGCGUCGUCCAAUGCAUCCGAUGGUUUCUGGACUAUGAUAGAGUUGCUCGCCGGUCGUGACAGAAGAAGAUCAACUGGGGAAAUUGAAGAUGUCACACAUGUCGAUCCUCCGGCCAGGGUUGUUUCAGCUCUCAGCUUUGCGCAUCCCCAUGUCCGAGCACGCCUGGAGAAGCAUAUGGGCUCAAACCUGGUGAAGCUGACGGACAAGAACUACAUGAACGAACUGGAGGAAAGGAUACGAGCUGUCAAUGAAGAGAACCUCAAUAAGAGGAUAUCUAGCAGAGUCCUCGAUGAAAUGGAGAGACUCAAACGCCUUAUAUUAGUCGGAAAGACACCAUUAAAGGAAUGCCCGCCGGAAUUAUUUCAUCAUCCAGUUUUUGUAUUUUGGAGAAUGGUGAAUAGAGAAGUUGCGAAAGCGUCGAAGAAACGAGCCGAUGCGUAUUAUAGAAAGCUGAAAUCGUCACAGAAAUUAGAUCAAGCACUCGAAGAAGAAGCCGAACCCGAAGUUACGGAGGAAGAGGGUGAACAGCUAAGUGCAGAACAGCUAUUGGCAAAAUGUCGAGCUGAACUGGAGGAACUGAAGCAGGUCGACAUUGAAAAGGGCGUUCGGUUUACUGACGAACAAUUUGCACUGCUCAAAUACGAAACCAAUGAUGUGAAGACCCUGAAAACAUUAACUACUGUCGAAGAACUUUACGCCUUGGCUGACAAAAUAAUUGGAACAAAACGAGUUUGAAUUUAUAAAAACGUGUUUUUAAGUGUAAAUGUUCGGAGUUCAUAAGUUUUUUGACAUUCAUUUUAUGGACUUUUAUUUAUCUAAAAGAAUUAUUUUAUAAGAAUUUUCAAAAUAAAUUUUGU
Messenger RNA from Pieris rapae (cabbage white), 1111 nucleotides. RefSeq lists its product as uncharacterized. The coding region runs from base 246 to 989 and encodes 247 amino acids. The record is from RefSeq and is a predicted model, not a curated record. The transcript has 5 exons. Lineage: Eukaryota; Metazoa; Arthropoda; Insecta; Lepidoptera; Pieridae.